Molecule: messenger RNA, 2257 nt
Organism: Fusarium verticillioides 7600
Lineage: Eukaryota; Fungi; Ascomycota; Sordariomycetes; Hypocreales; Nectriaceae
Exons: 3
Coding region: 692-1771 (359 amino acids)
Molecular function (GO): oxidoreductase activity
Source: RefSeq, a predicted model, not a curated record
CGGUGCCGACAUCAUAUUGAGAAAUCUUUGCUGCCAAGCAUAUCCCUGCAGCGUGGCAUUCGUACGACGCCAUGUUUCAUGCUUGUUCAUAUCCCACGAGCAUUUUAGCGACAAAUACGAUCUACAAUAAACUCAAUCUUACCUGUUUGCCCUUCAAACUUUCAACUAGAUCUCAGUUUCCAGAUCUGCACAUCAGCUCUGACUAGUUUUUCCUGACUCGAGUUCCCCCUCUGUCAGGUGACAUCUCCUCCUCGAAACUUGAUCACAUUUGCCGUUUCAACUUCCCCGCAUCGAUCCUUCGACAUGCAUGCCGGGCCAACGGGGAUAUAUGAUGUCAAAGCGACAAGUCAAAGCAAUCACAGAAACAGACAAGCUCCUCUUGUCCGUUGCUCUUUGCCAGAUUUGUUACUCGAAUAGUUGAGAUGCAGAUAGCAGACACAGUUUGGGAUCCACUUCGUGUCACCUCAUUCGACCCCUCACCAUCAGACCAACAAUCACCCUGUUUCUGCCCUACUUCGAAAGAUUUUGCGGAAUCAUGCCCGCAUGGAAUGUUGCCUGACAUUGUUUGGGUGGACCGAUCGGUAGUCGAAUGAUAUAAAAGCUCAGCAUCCUCGCUCCUGUCUUUACAGAUAUCUCAACUCCAGAACCUUUGGAACAAUCUCCUUCGAUUUCAUAUCACCUUUAACUCAUAAUGUCAAUCCCUUCUCAGCAACGAGCAGCAGUCCGUCAAGGACUUGGCCCAGAAGCAACAGCUCCCAUCCGCACAGUCGACGUUGAAAAGCCAGGCCCGGGUCAAAUCCUCGUCAAGGUCACAUGGACUGGCCUCUGCGGCUCUGACAAGUCUCUCCUACACAAUGAAUGGAAGGACUUUGGCGUCAGCAUGAUGGAUACGUCCAAAGGCAUCGCUGGACAUGAAGGAGCCGGCAAUGUCGUGGCUGUUGGUGAAGGUAUGGAGAAUAGGUGGAAGAUCGGUGAUCGGGCUGGUGUGAAGUGGAUUGCUAGCACUUGUGGCGAAUGCGACUUUUGCAGGUCUGGUACCGAUGAGGUUCACUGCCCUAACCAGACCAACAGCGGAUUCUCCGUCGCGGGGACGUUCCAGGAAUAUGUUAUUGCGGAUGGAAGAUAUACUUCAAAAAUCCCAGAUGGUGUUUCUGAUGAGGAGGCUGGACCGAUUAUGUGCGGAGGCGUGACAGCAUACACAGCUUGCAAACGAUCUGGAGUCACACCAGGCCAAUGGCUAGUCAUCCCUGGUGCUGGAGGUGGUCUCGGCCAUUUCUGCAUCCAAUACGCCAAAGCUAUGGGCAUGCGAGUCAUCGCUAUUGACGGCGGUGACGAAAAGCGAGAUCUAUGCCUCAAGCUUGGUGCUGAAGUUUUCAUUGACUUCAAGACAACAAAAGAUAUCACUGCCGAGGUUAUGAAGAUCACGAAAUACGGCGCUCACGGUGUCAUCAUCACAGCUGCGACGCGAGCGGCGUACGAGACUGCCCCUAACUACCUCCGUCCUAAUGGUACUGCUGUGGCUGUUGGUCUUCCUCAAGACCCAACUGUCAUUGCUGGUGCACCUCCAAUGGCGGUUGCUCUUCGACGACUGAAGAUCGUGGGAAGUGUUACUGGUAGUAUGAAGGAUGUUGAGGAAGCUCUGGACUUCACUGCUAGAGGUCUCGUUCGACCAAUUCUUUCCAAGGGAAAGCUUGAAGAUCUUGAUCAAUGGAUCAAAAAACUUUCUACUGGCCAACUCGCUGGACGAUGCGUCCUAAAGGUUGCUGCUUAGAAUAUCUACCGAAGAGUAUAAUGUGAUCAAGGUUUAUUGAUGGCUGGUUUGUUGGCAGUUGGUGCUUGAGGAGUUUAGUUAAGGUGAAUAUGGCCAAGGACGGACGUCAGUGUAUCGGGGUGGAGUUGGUGGAAUGUACGACUGAAUAAACCCGAGUAUAAACAUAUUUUUCUUGAUAUGACGCAUGGCCAUGACUCGUUUUUUCAUAUUCAUAUUUCCCUUUGCUGCAUGUUUGAGCUAGUCGAUGCGAGAUGGAUAAUCAUCUUCACAAUGUCCUCCUACAUUGUUUGAGUUGUUAUCUAGAUGGGUUAUUUGCAGUUGAGGCUUGCGGCCGAGAGCUUAUCCCGGCACACAGGACUUAGUUAACUCCAUGUCCUCCAGUACUCCUCAACCUCACCCUGUUCCAGCCUUUCAAGCUCCGCAUAGAACCCGACCUUGUUCAACUUGUAAUGCACUGCGAUUUUCCUCGCUGUCCAACCAUCUGCA